UAUUUCCGGCUCAAAGAAUUUCUACAUCCGCUUUUUUUACGAGACGUGUUCUAGCUAGUGAGGGGGGAAAGAUGGCCGUAGAGAAGGCGAAUGAAGCGAAAACUCCAUCGAUGGAGGAAAACAAGGAGAACACCAUAGACGAGGGCCUUGCUCUGGAAAUCCUGCAGAUAAUAAAAGAUUCCCAGCAGCAGCAUGGACUCAGGCAUGGAGACUACCAGCGCUACAGGGGAUAUUGCUCCCGACGACUGCGACGUCUGCGCAAGACGCUGGGCUUCAGAAUGGGCAACCGGCACAAGUUCACGGGCAAAAAGGUGACCGUGGAGAUCCUGUCGGACAACCGAUAUCUGUUGCUGGUUGUGAUGGAAGCCGAGCGGGCGUGGAGUUACGCCAUGCAGCUGAAGCAGGAGGCCAACACCGAGCCACGGAAACGCUUCCACCUCCUCGCACGUCUCCGUAAAGCAGCCAAGCAUGGAGAGAAGCUGGAGAAGCUGUGCGAGAGCCAGCGUGUCGAUGCCAAGACCAAAUUAGAGGCCCAGGCGUACUCUGCUUACCUGACCGGCAUGGUCCAGUUUGAAAUGCAGGAGUGGAAAUCUGCAAUGGAGGCCUUCAACAAAUGCAAGACUAUCUACCUAAAGCUGGCGAGCGCCUUCACUGAGGAGCAGGCUGUACUAUACCAUCAGAGAGUAGAGGAGAUCUCGCCCAACAUCCGCUACUGUGCAUACAACAUCGGUGACCAGAAUGCUAUCAAUGACCUGAUGCAGAUGAGGCUCAAUGCCGGAGGAGGCGGAGGCAUGAUGGCUGAGAAGCUUGAGGCUCUGCUCACUCAGACGCGAGCAAAGCAGGCGGCCACCAUGAGUGAGGUGGAGUGGAGGGGUCGCACCGUUCCUGUUAAAAUCGAUAAAGCCCGGAUCUUUCUCCUUGGGCUGGCUGAUAACGAGGCUGCCAUCGCACAGGCAGCCAAUGACGAGACGAAAGAGCGCCUGUAUGAGACCCUGUUGGCCGAGUGCAGAGACACCAUCCAGGCCGUGAGAGAGGAGCUGCGCACUGACGUGAAGCAGAGAGAGAGAGCUGCGGACAGUGCAGAGAGCGGAAAGGUCUCCAACCUGCAAUACCUGCACAGCUACCUUACCUAUAUAAAGUUGUGGACGGUGGUGAAGAGGAAUGAGAGCAUGGCUCGGGCACUGCAGGCCAAACUGAAGGAGCCACAGACAGAUGAGAACAAGAGAGGACCACGACCCCAAGACCUGAUCCGGCUUUACGAUAUUAUUCUGCAGAGCCUGGCAGAGCUGUCUACUCUGCAGGGUUUGGAAGAGGAUCAUGCCUUCCAGAAAGAGGUGGCCCUUAAGACACUGGUCUACAAGGCUUACAGGUGCUUCUUCAUCGCCCAGUCAUACGUGGUGGUAAAGAAGUGGAGCGAGGCGUUGGUUCUGUACGAAAGAGUGCUGAAAUACGCCAAAGAGGUCCAGUCCAAGGCCAAAAAUCUCAAUAACAGCCUCAAGGAUCUUCCGGAUGUUCAGGAACUCAUAGCCGAAGUCAACUCGGAGAAAUACUCCCUUCAGGCAGCAGCCAUUUUGGAUAAAGACGACGUGACUGAAGCUUCUGCUCAGCAGCAGGUCAAAGAUAACUCGCCUCUCUCUGAGCGAUUGGACACUUUCCAUCUCGACCCAUCCCUCCUCGGCAAGCAGCCCAAUCUUGUCCAGUUCCCGCCGGACUUCCAGCCAAUCCCGUGCAAGCCUCUGUUCUUCGACCUGGCCCUCAACCACGUGGCCUUCCCACCGCUGGACGACAAGGUGGAGCAGAAGGGCAAGGGCGGCCUCACCGGCUACAUCAAGGGCAUCUUCGGCUUCGGCAGCUAAAUCGAGGCUUCGCCGGGCCUCGUACCUGAGAGCUGGAGGGAGUCAGAGCUCGAUCUGGACUUGCUCCCUUAAUCCCUUCCCUGUCUGUCCGUCAUGUUCUUCUGAAAUCAGUUGUCCGUGUCCUUCGCUCCGUGACCUGAGAGGUCACAGAUGUGCACGGCGCAGGGUUUACCUGAUUCACCAAAGCUUCGGCAAACACAAUGUGGUUGUAUUGUGUGCGGUGAACAAGGAAAGCGCUUUUGUGUACAGAAAUGUGGCCGUGUAGGUCUGGGAGAGAAGAACACUAGUGUGUGUGUGUAGUAGUGGUAUUGAACUCAUAUUCAUAGUGGGUUCUACCACAUCGUCUAGAUCUGUUUUAUUUAUGCAAGAAGGGCGCAGGGCACAAGGGUUCAGGGGCAAUUUCGGACUAUUCCAAGCUCAAGGGUCCAUGUCUCUUUUCUUCAUUUAGUGCAAAAAAAAAGGUAUUAAUUUAGUAUCCUUUAAAGAAGUUUGUUUCGUUUUAAAAAAACUGACCAGGUUAAAUACACAAGUAAGCCAUUGUUUCACAGCUACAGAAAAAUGUACACUAGAUAUAGAAAACCAGGAAGCGGCAGCUUGUCAGUCUGCAUCUGGAACUGAUAUAACUGGCAUGUUGAUCAUUCAGCAAAACAUGAAAAGGACUCUCAGACCCUGUUCCACCAUCACAGAGCCGGUGCUGGUCCACGGCAUUAAAAAACCAAAACGGAGGAUGGUUUUUUUUUUUUACCAUCUUAAUCAUUAAUCGUUUACAUACAGCUUAAAUAUAGCACUAGGGAUGCAUCGAUAUCUGUCUGUCUGUCUGUCUUUCUUUUUCCUCCCUAGAUCGAAUACUAGUACGUGCAUCGGGGUAUUUCUUGACACAAAUACCAGAAUGAGUAACCUGUAUAGUCAGUAUUAAGCAAUUGAAGCAUAAUGGAAACAGAGCAGUAAAAUCUCUUGUGCUCUCUAUAAAGAGUUAAAUCAAAUAUUCUUACUAAAUGUCGGUUCUGCUCUGCAUGCACAGGUCGAACUCUCUGUUAAAGACGAUAUUUAAACAUUUAUCUGGACGCUUGUGUCCUAGGAAGAUGAUGAAUCCUGAUAGGCGCAGUUUGUCAUCAUUAACUGAAGAAGUCCAGAUGAUUUCUCUUCUUAGCACGGCGAUCCAGGUCAUCGUGUUUUUGUUUAUCUUUCUUUCUUUUUAUAAAGGAGUUAUAAUACCAGUACCGGUAUCGAUGCAUCCCUAAUCACUGCAUUCGCCAGUCCUACGCAGACCACUGAUUUAUGGUUGCGGUAAACAUUUGACAACUAUAUUACUUUUAAAUCCCACCUCAUUUUCAGUUCAUUUUACAUGCUGGAAAUGAACUGAUUUGGUAGCCAGUAGAAGAGCAUUGAAUGAUGCCAGAUCAAUACAGAAAAUCAACACUGGCACCAUGGACAUGGUUAAAAAAAUGUUUGUAUGGAAUGGAGUGUUUUUAAAAUCACUCUCCUCAGUCAUUGUGUGUAAUUUGUAGACCUGUAGAUGAACCGAUAAUCUGUAACAUUUACUUUGGAAAAUCAUUAUUCAUUUUGUACGCAGUUUGCAUGUUCUUUAAUGACUGGUUUCAGUAGAUGACCAGAAGCAGGGAGGAAAUCCUUUUUCCUAGGUUCUAGUAGUCAUACAGGUUCACUCAAUCCUCACGUUUGAGAGCCUCCUGAGGCAACGUAACAUUUCCCCCACACACACACGACAUGACUACUAAGUUUACUGGUCUCUCUCUGGAGCGUGACUAUAGCCAGGUGCUGCUGUCGCUCGUACCGACUCGUACCAAAGCAAACCUCUGCUGCCGUUUUUGCAUCUCAACACUUCAUCUCUACUCGUCUCAUCCGCUAUUUCUAUUUUAUUUUACGUUAUUGAUCAUUUCUGGCUUACUUGUUGUACCCGAUUUAUUUUCGGUUCUUUUUAAUAAUUGUUUUACGGAGAGAAAUGGUGGCAAAGAUAGGAAGACGGAGCUGAACGGCUGAAAUGGUUUUUGUCAGCGAGUUGAUCCAUGAAAUGAAAGUUGGUUUGAGUGCUCCUAAUAAAAAUUUUAAAAAAAGAAAGAAAGAAGAAUAAACUAUAAAUGAAGAA
Molecule: messenger RNA, 3960 nt
Organism: Hemibagrus wyckioides
Lineage: Eukaryota; Metazoa; Chordata; Actinopteri; Siluriformes; Bagridae
Gene: srp68
Product: signal recognition particle 68
Exons: 16
Coding region: 72-1856 (594 amino acids)
Biological process (GO): SRP-dependent cotranslational protein targeting to membrane
Cellular component (GO): signal recognition particle, endoplasmic reticulum targeting
Molecular function (GO): 7S RNA binding; endoplasmic reticulum signal sequence receptor activity; protein binding
Source: RefSeq, a predicted model, not a curated record